AUGAAGACAGACCUGCGGACUCGUCAGCGAGUGUCCAAAGUUUCCAGAGACCACCUUGAAGAUCAGUUCCUAAGGCUCCAUGAAGAGAACCAUCUGCUUAAACAGUAUGCCAGACAGCAGGAAGACAAGAUGAAGAGAAUGGCAACUAAGCUGCUUCGGCUUACAAGUGACCGGCAGCGUGGAGAUGCUACUGGCCGCCAGUCUGUCAGAGAUACAGAGCUGGAAGAUCUGGUGGAGGACUUGCAGAACCAAGUCAGGACUCUUGAGCGCCAUCAAGAUACCCUACAGAACAAGCUCAGUGUGGCCUACCAACAGCUGCAAGUGCAGGGAAGUCGGCACUCCCCAUAUUGCCAGGUGCCAGCGCGGGUCAACACAGGGCUGCACGGAUCAAGGGACCCAAAGUUACGAAAAGGUCCAAGAGUCCAGAACACAGAUAUAGAGGUGAGGAGGCCUACAAAAACUGCUCCACCAAGGCUUGGAACAAACACUUUGGAUGAAAUGCAAGCAGAGGUUGAACAGCUAUACUCACGGCUCAGAUCCACCUUGACCGAAUCUCAGCAUUCCAAGAUGGCAGAGCUGGAGACAGCAGCUGAGUAUGUGAAGCAGUGUCUGAAAUCCAAAGAGAUGCAAAUGGAGGAAAUCCUUCAAGAGCUACGCAAACAGCACGCUGACAAGCACAGGGAAACAAUACGAGACAACGUGGACCUUAUCCGACUACAGAAGAAGCUUUCAGACAAGAGUGCUGCCCUGUUGAUCGCUGAAGAAAAGCUUGCUGCACUACAAGAGUCAUAUGAAACUCAACUGGAAGAGAGUCAGAAAUCCUUGAAGGAGAGUUGUGGCUCCCUGCUGGGAAAAGUUCAGGAGCUCACCGAUGCCCUCAGAGAAGAAAAGGAGAAGAACCUGUCGUUGGAGAGCCAACUCAAGGUGGCCACCAUCUCACACCAAGUACUGGACGAGCUCCAAGCACAAGUCUCUAAUCUGGAGAUGGAGAAGAGUCUUCUCAAAGAGGACUACGACAGACUGUUGGACAGUGCACUGAAUGCUGACAACACAAGAAACCGGAAAGAAGCUGAGGAGCAGCUCAGAGCCGAAAACCUAAGGUUGGAAAAUGCAAUCCAAGAAGAGCUGAGUGAGAAAUGCAAGGUACUAGAGGAGAUGAAGCUGCAGAGAGGAGCCCAUGAAGCUCUUAUACAGAAGCACUCUUCACUAGAACAGGAAGCGCUGCGUCUGAAAGAAGAUGUGAGCUCCCUUCAGCAGAAGAUCACCUUCAUCACCUCGGAGUGUGACAUGAGCGUGGAGGCUCUAAGUGAAACCCUAAUGCAGAUUAAGUCCUUCAGGCUACAACGAGCUAAUGAGCGUUUAGACUUCCUGCAGAAAGAUGAUGAUGACCAAGGGUCUGAACCAGCAGCAGUAGCUCGUACACUUCGAGAUCUCCAAGUAUCCCAUGCAGAAACGGUGCUGGAAUUGGAGAAGACCAGAGACAUGCUAAUCCUUCAGCACAAAAUCAACAAAGAUUACCAGUUGGAAUUGCAGACUGUAAUGCGGAAAGCUGAGGAUGAUAAGGAAGACUUUGAGCGGAGGUUGGAGCAGAAUGCCCAUCUUUUGAAUAUCAGAGCUCAGCGAAUUGGGACUCUGGAAGCACAACUCAAAGACAUCGCCUACGGCACAAGGUGCUACAAGAGUAAAAGUCAUCAACGAAGUGGAGAGACAUGUGAUGAGGACAACAUCACCCUGAGGCAUGGGGAGAACCUCUUAGAGGUUUAUAUCGGCGGCGCUUAUUUCACACCGGAGGCCUUGAGAAUCCUGGAAGACCGAGACGCCACAACGUUUUGCUCUUUGGCCUUUUAUGAUUUUGAGACCCAAAUAACACCAGUGGUUCGAGGAAUGCAGCCAGUGUACAAUUUCACGUCCCAAUACCCAGUGGUGCUAGAUGAUUUCUUCCUUCAGUACCUGAGGACUGCCUCUCCCAGGCUGGAAAUCCACGUGGCCAACGGCACCAGCUUUCACACCCUAGGUGUCUGUCAGAUCCCAUUCCCUGAAGUUCUGGAGAAAGCAAUGGAGCGUGUUUAUGGAAAAGCAUCUAUAAUAGGUCCACGAGGAGAGACUUUUGGGGUGUUGGAGUACUGGGCCCGCCUGCAUAUUCCCAUCGAAGAGACAACCCGUCUACACCAAAAGAGGAUGACAGCGUUGGGUUACCUGUCAGCGAAUGCACAACAGCGUGGGCGGCAGGGAGCCCCCACUCUGCCAGCAUCCCUGAUAGACACUCAGAUGCAUAACCAGCUGGAGGUUACAGUCGUGGGCUGCAGUGGGCUGAAGUCGCGUUGGCCCGGCCUUGUGCCAGAUGCCUACGUCAUCUACAAGUUUUAUGACAUACCUGAUCAUGAUUCACUCAUCAUACCCUGCAGUGAAGACCCCGUGUUCAAUGACACUGCCAGCUUUGACGUACCCGUGACCUUUGACCUCCAGAGGUACCUCCGAUUUGAAACACUCUGGAUUUAUGUUUUUGAUGACGCCGAUCCAGAAACAGCAGCGUACCUUGGCAAAGCUGGCGUCCCUUUGAUAUCCCUGGCCCAAGGAAAACCUGUGAAAGGAAAUUUUGCACUGCAAGGCCUGGAAGGACAGCCGGCGGGCUCCAUUCAAGUGGCACUCAGAUGGAAGUUUCCAUACACACCUCCAGAGAAUUUGACGAAGUGGCCCGCGGGAGAUCAAAGCAAACCAAGGGAAGAAUUUGUCCCACUGACUGAGCGUGUGCCAGUCGCCAAGCCUCGGACUAAGCUGGCGUCCCAAACCAUCCAGGUCACCCCCACAAUGAACAAGGUGGACUCUGGCCAGGUGCCUCCUCCAAAGACUUCUCUCCAGGCACCUCAAUCCAGCCACCCGCCACAUGGAUUCUCCAGGCGUAGGAAGAAGCUUUGUGUGUCAGCGCCUUCUGAUACAGUCGAGGCAAGUAGAACAGAAGAACUCAAAGCUGAUCCUGUCCAAAUACAAGAGCAAGAGGUGCCAAGAGAGGAACCGGCGGAGCAGUCCAAAGAAGUGAAAAUGAUGGAAGAGAUGGAACUACAGGAUGUAGAGGAGGAAGACUCCACAUUAAAUGGAGUGCAAACAGUGACGGAGAUGAACGAAGAUGGCCAAGUCCUGGAAGAAGUUGUGAGCAUCGCAGACUCGAGCGACUCCCAAACCUCUGACAGUGAUGCCGUUGUCAUACCAAAACCCGUGCUGCCCACCAAGAUGCAGUCUGAGCGUCUACGAGUAGAAAUCCUGUCACUGACUAUUGUUCCCGAGUCACGGGUGGCUCUCGAUGAAGAGAUUCAACAACUCUAUGUGGAGUACAGAAUAUUUGGAGUCCCCCUGGAGACAACAGAGACACCCAUUUCACUACGGAAACCAACACAAGGCGAAGAGAUACACUACAACUUCACAAGAGUGAUCUAUGUGGACAAAGCUGAGAACUUUGCUGUGCGGCAGUAUCUUUACACCAUGUUGGAAGGAAAGGACCCCAACAAGGGCAGGUUAAAGUUUACCGUAGUAAGUGAGCCAGUGGAGGAAGAGCAUGAAGAAUGCCAAGAUGUCGGUUACGCAUAUCUGGACCUAAAAGCCGUUCUCUUGUCAGGAAGCGACGUUGUUGAACAGCAGUUAGACGUUGUGAAUGCAGAAGAUGACAAAGAUGUGAUUGGGAAACUUAAAGUUUCACUUGAAGCAGCACAGGCUUUCUGCCACAUCUACUGGGAGUUUAAAAAAACUGAAGAAGUAUCAGAAGACAAUAAUGACAAUGAAUAAAAAUGCCAUUUUUAGAGCUGAACUUAGGCUUAA
Molecule: messenger RNA, 3810 nt
Organism: Erpetoichthys calabaricus (reedfish)
Lineage: Eukaryota; Metazoa; Chordata; Cladistia; Polypteriformes; Polypteridae
Gene: rpgrip1
Product: RPGR interacting protein 1
Exons: 27
Coding region: 1-3777 (1258 amino acids)
Biological process (GO): retinal rod cell development; non-motile cilium assembly
Cellular component (GO): photoreceptor connecting cilium
Source: RefSeq, a predicted model, not a curated record